Eruca vesicaria subsp. sativa (arugula) is the source of this 1279-nucleotide messenger RNA. Lineage: Eukaryota; Viridiplantae; Streptophyta; Magnoliopsida; Brassicales; Brassicaceae. The record is from the annotation of a GenBank genome assembly.
AAUCGAACCAAAUAUCUACCCAAAAGAAAAUUACAUCUCCACUUUCUCUCUCUCUUACACACACAAUCUCAUCUCCUUCAAGCUUUUGCGCAAAACAAAAAAAAGAGAGAUGGGUAUGAUAAACCAAGGAGUAAGCUUGUUGGAUGAGCCACAAAACAUCAUAAACCCUAAUAAUACUAAUCAUCUAGGUUUCUUUUUCUCUUUACCUAAUUACACAGUAUCUUCGUCAUCUUCUCCUUCUUCUCUUGUGUCUCCAUUUCUAGGUCAUCACUCAUUCAACUCCUUCUUUCACAAUAACUCCCCUUCCUUUGUAACUCAUCCUCGAGAUCCCAUCAACCCCAUGGCAAAUCUCCCAGAAACCCUAAUCCCGAUCUCAUCUUUAUCCUCAUCAAAACAAAGGGAUGAUCAUGAUGAUAUUGUUAAUCUUGAUCAGCAUCGUCUUACCGGUGGUAUAUCAUCCCAAAGACCGUCUCUGAAUCCAUGGGCAUGGAGUAGUCAAGCAGGAUACAGAUACAGCAAGAAAAAUAACCUUGGAAGCGAGAUUGAUGUUGAUGAUAUUGAUGAUGAUGUUGAUGAUGAUCAUCAUCAACAUCAUGAUACUCUUCCUCUUCAUAAACAUAACACGUCACCAUUAGGAAUAGCGCCCACUCUGAAGAUGAAGAAGCUUAAGACAAGAAGAAAAGUGAGGGAGCCUCGGUUUUGCUUCAAGACACUAAGCGAUGUUGAUGUCUUAGAUGAUGGAUAUAGAUGGAGAAAAUAUGGCCAGAAAGUUGUCAAGAACACUCAACAUCCCAGGAGCUAUUACAGAUGCACACAAGACAAGUGUAGAGUGAAGAAGAGAGUGGAAAGAUUAGCAGAUGAUCCAAGAAUGGUAAUCACUACUUACGAAGGAAGACAUCUUCACUCUCCUUCUAAUCAUCUCGACGACGACUCUCUCUCCAGCUCUCACCACUCUCCUCUCUCCAACUUCUUCUGGUGAUGUUUGUACUAUUUUUAAUCUAAAAUUUAAUCCAUCUUGCCUCGAAUUAAUCAUCGCUUUAUUAAUUAAUACCUUCAUAAGAAAAGAAUCAAUAACUACAUAUAUGUCUCGUCAAGAAAUAGGUAUGAAUAUGAUGAUGUUUUUAUACGUGUAAUGUGUUUGUGUGAUGGUUUAGGUUUUUCUUUUGUAAGAUGAUUAAUGUUCCUUUUUCAGUCUGAGGAUUAUAUAUGUAAACUAAAAAUACAUAUAUACAAGGUAGCCUUACUGGGCCUUAGUUAGUGAUUGAUGGGUAUAUGAGCC